Megalopta genalis is the source of this 943-nucleotide messenger RNA. NCBI's taxonomy places the organism in Eukaryota, Metazoa, Arthropoda, Insecta, Hymenoptera, Halictidae. The record is from RefSeq and is a predicted model, not a curated record.
CAUACAUAGUUAUUAUUAAUUUAAACGGGCUUGUUGGGCACCUUAGUGGUUAAUGUUUCAAAAUUGUUUAAGUAAGUCUGUGACUUGUACGUUGGUAUAGCUUUUAAAAGACUGGAUGUUCCAUGUCGUCUUCGUUGGCUUAAACUUUAAAACGGAUAUAGAAUAUUACACCUACGAAGUCCUCUGGAGUGUACCGUGUCCAGCUUAUCCUGAGCCACAAGUUACAGUCAGCGUUUUCUUCUAUGUCGCUAGACACAUCAGUUAUCCCCCUCAUUACCCCGUCCACGUUUCAUAUGGAUUCGAGGGAUACGAGUUUCUGCAUAAACUGAGCAUGAUCUUCAGACCAAAGUGGUUGUACGAUAUCUUGGACAUGAAGACGAUGAUAUUUCAGUCUAUCGAUUUCUGAAUCGUCAAAAAUACUUCGCUCGUACAGUCUGACCAAUAAAUAAAUUAACAUAAUGCAAAUACGAAUACGUUAAUAUUUUAGAAGGAAAUAUUUGCAGCAAAGCUUUCGAAAAGCAUCUGUCGCCCGUGGAACGUCGUAAAACCAUGGGUGUCGUGUUCGUGCAAAUCGAGCGUGCUUGCGGCGCACUUUAGCCAUGCGCUGCACCGGGGUUUGCAUCAAUUGGUCAAGCAAUAAGAGCAGGUGACAGGUGCAAUGGAAAAUACAGCUACCAAGGGCUUUCGUUAACUUUUACACAGUUUGCUGAAACUCCAUGGAACAUAGUAUACCAUAAAAUUAUUGUGAUCCAGUUUUAUCAUGUCUCGGUGAAAAACCCUUAGUGAAAAAUAAAAUCAUGAAUAUGAAAAAUUAUUUACGCGUAUGUUAACAAUAAAAAAUAGUAUUCUAUACAUAUGUAAUGUUGAACUAGUAUAAUCAAACAGUUAAAGAUACCUUGAAGAGGUGUCAAUAAAAUAAUAAAAAAAUUAUACAAAAACUGAA